Messenger RNA from Dermacentor albipictus, 1348 nucleotides. RefSeq lists its product as uncharacterized. The record is from RefSeq and is a predicted model, not a curated record. Lineage: Eukaryota; Metazoa; Arthropoda; Arachnida; Ixodida; Ixodidae.
CCUACACAUUCAAUCUCGAGCAUUACGACACGUGUGCAACACGUGUGCAGCCAGCACGUUCCCUCCGUUCCACCCCGCUGACGAAACCGGGCAAGAAGCCACUCGUAAAUUUGCAGCCAUGAAGAGAACAACGUGGAGUUCUUUCGGCGUGUCGAAGGCUUCCGGAUACAAAAGGAUGCCGCCCCAUCCGGCGAGAACCGAGACCCCGCCGCCACCCCCGGCGAUAUUGGCUCCGUUCCUGAACACAGGGGAGGACAGUCGACCAGCGGCCGGUCCAGCACCACGCAUUCACAUCAUUCCCAUUACCGUGGAGCCACGCACGUCCCCCGCGGACCGAUCCAGCCACAUGACCUCGGACGCGCGGGGUCAAACGAGCAAGGAGUCCGGCACCACGUCCAGCCAGGAGUCCGGCAAGGCGUCCGGCAAGGCGUCCGGUAUACCGUCCAGUGUCAUGUCGGACCCCGGGGCCAUGUCCGCCACGUCGCAGAGAACCAAAUUGUCCGGCACGAGGCAAAAGUCCCACUCCUUGCCCCUCACGGACAAGCCCAAGUCAGCGGAUUUAACACAGCGUUCCCUGAUGAGAGGAGGAGAAAACUCGCUGCUUCCAUUCUGCGGUUGCCUACUGGUCCUCCUCGUCUUCCUCGUCCUGCUCUGUUUCAUGCUUUGGACCGAUUACGAUUCUCAUCGCAAAGAUCGAGGCCCGGAAUACCGGCAUGCAGAGACUGAUCAAGCUACUCAGGCUACCGAGCACACAACGGAGCCGAACCUUCCUCCCGCACCUCCGACACCCGCUGCAGGACACGUGGGCGCCCCAUGCAGUGAAACCGAUCCUUGCCUGGGCGAGGCCCAAUGCGUGAACGGUGCCUGCUGGUGUAAAGGCCCGGGCUUCCGCGUCGUCAAAGGCAUCUGCGUAUUUGUCACAACGCCGGCGACGAAGAAGACGCGGUCGCCGAAGAGCACAACCUCUCCGUGGCGUUCCAGGGCAACGACCCUCCCGUUCUCAGCGCGGAUCACGUUCGUGCGUAUCGUACGCCCGGCCACAACUGCCACGAACGCCAUCACCGAGACCACGCCCGGGACCCCCACGGGAGAGGAGCGGGCUGAGAUCGUGGCAGAGGUCGACGGGACUCUCCACGACGGAGACGACUCGCCUGAAACAGCGGUCUCGAACGCCACUGUGGCUUCGAACGUCACCGCGGCCUGGAACGUCACCGCCCAAAGCGAGGAGGGCCUGGAGAAGCGCGGAGCGCCACCGGACUAGACGUUCGCUCCGGAUGAUUCGAUUCGGCCACUUAACGUCGCGGCCAUCUUUCACGUUUAAAAUCUUUAAAACUGUUUCCAAAUUGGA